Scedosporium apiospermum is the source of this 2121-nucleotide messenger RNA. RefSeq lists its product as uncharacterized. Gene Ontology annotation, molecular function: protein binding. The record is from RefSeq and is a predicted model, not a curated record. The transcript is spliced from 2 exons. NCBI's taxonomy places the organism in Eukaryota, Fungi, Ascomycota, Sordariomycetes, Microascales, Microascaceae. Gene Ontology annotation, biological process: endoplasmic reticulum unfolded protein response. Bases 1 to 2121 code for a protein of 706 amino acids.
AUGGAGCCCGAGGAGGCUCCCCAGGCCGCCCACGAUGCUCCCGACUCCGAGGCCCCAGUGCCCGCCGAGCAGCUCACUAUCAACCUGAAGAUCAUCUCUCCAAAUCUCACCCAGCCCCUCAGUCUUCCCGACCUACCUGUGACUACAACCGUUGUGCAGUUGAAGGAGAGGAUACGGCAGCAGCUCCAUAGCCGGCCGGCUGAUCCUCAGCAGCGCCUAAUUUACAGAGGUCGCAUGCUGAACCGUCCCGAAGAGAAACUUCUGGACCUGUUUGGUGAAGAGAUGAUCCGUACCUCCGACCAGCAGUCCAUACAUCUUAUCCUCCCCGAGCAACUCGAAAGCCCAUCACUCUCUUCCACAACGACGCCGGUUCGCGGUCAGAGCCCCGCGCCAGCGCAAGCGCCACGUGCUCAGGACGCCAUCAACAAUGCCCACCAGUAUUUCGACUCCGUCUUCCAACAGAGUGCUCGUCACAUGGCACGAAGAUUACCUACUGUGACAACGACCGUGACUACACCGAUCGGUGGACCUCAGCAAGCACCUGGCCAUGCUGACCAACAUGCCCACCACCCUAAUCCUCAUCCUGGUACAUAUAAUGCCCACCCGACCGCUCCUCAGAUGUACCGCAGUCAACACUCCCCCGCCUACACACAGAACCUCCAGCAAUUCGCCCAACGCCUGAGCAGGGAAGCGGCAUGGCAUAGAGCGCAUAUGCAGUACGACCGCGCCGCGAUGGGUAUGGGUGGUCUUAGGUACAACAAUCUUCCUCCUCAAGUGCCUGCUGUCAACACCCCAGAGGCCAGUGGCGCCCAGCGCCGCACCAGUCCGGUCCCGAAUACCGACGGGCAUCGAGUAAACGCAACCGAGCAGGGGCUCUCCGAUUCCGAAGUACAGAAUAUCCUCCGAGGGGCGGACACGCGCCAGGCGAUUCAAACCAUGACAGCUGCCAUGCAGAGAAGCACAUCGGGUGCAUCGAUGGGCCUGCCCCAGAGCGGGAGGGCUACGCCGAAUCAAACGUCCCGCACUCCCAGUGGCAGUACUAGCUCUGGUCUGUCUGGCGCUACGGAAGUCUACAUCCUGAACUCGCCGAAUGGGCCCCGCGGCCUGUUGAUAAACAACCAUUCCGAGACAUACUAUACACCAUCCCUACGCCCGACGGCCACAACAACUGGUUCUUCUUACGGAUUACCGCUCCCUCAGCUACGGAGGAACGUCACGUUCACCACGGACACCCACGCGCCAGCCGCAGCGUCGCAGCAGCAGCAACAUAACCAGCCAAGAGAAGGACAGGGUCGAGUUCGGCGCCGAAUGAGGGUUCAAGUUCAUCGUGCGGGACGCAUACCUGUUGGUGUCCGUCAAAACAAUGCGGGCAUGGUUGCGCUGAUUGCCAGGCUGUGGCCCCAUUUCUGGUUGGCGGUGAGGCUUGGACUGUUUGUGUGGUGGUUCACCUCGCCCACCUCCAGCUGGUCGAGGUGGAUUGCCGUCAUCGCGAUUGCUAUUUCGAUCUUUGUACUGAACACUGGCGCCCUCGAUGGAUUCGCUGAUCAACUGUGGAGGAUCAUAUGCCGUCACAUGGAGAACCUCAUCCCCAUGGCAGGUCCGGAGGCUGUCCAAGCCCUUCGCCGAGAUGGUAACCAGAAUCAAAACCAGAACCAGAACCCGAAUGAGGCCGGGCACGCCGCUCCCACGCAGCAGAGAGGUGGUGGCGGAAACGGCGAGAACCCCGACCCCGCCACCAUGGCUGCCCGGCUCGUCGAGCAACGCCGGGAAGCCAACGGCAACUGGCUCCUCAACCGCGUCCGUCGCGCCGAACGAGCUGGCUUGCUGUUCCUUGCUAGCAUCGCCCCAGGUGUUGCCGAGCGUCAUAUUGCGAACCUUGAGGCAGAGGCGGGGCGGCAGCGUAGGGAGGCUGAAACUGAGGCAGCGGCUGAGGAGGCGAGACGCGCUGCUGAGAGCGAGGCUGCUGCGGAGGCUGGUGACGAGGCUUCGGGUGCUGAAGGAUCGGGUGCCGCUGAAGGUGAAGGCAGUAGUGAAGAGGAGAAUGUCCCUCAGGUCAAUGUCGAGGGGCCUCCUCCACCUGCAGACGCACCAGCUCCACAGCCUGAACUCAUCGCAGUUUGA